Zonotrichia leucophrys gambelii is the source of this 1215-nucleotide messenger RNA. It is a transcript of the gene C15H22orf39, whose product is annotated as chromosome 15 C22orf39 homolog. The record is from RefSeq and is a predicted model, not a curated record. Lineage: Eukaryota; Metazoa; Chordata; Aves; Passeriformes; Passerellidae. The annotation marks the transcript as partial. The transcript is spliced from 3 exons.
UUUGGGACCGACCGAGGGCCGGGGGAUUUUCGGACCGGCCGGGGGCUGCGGGGCGACCCCAGCGCCUCCCCGGGCAGCGCCCGAGCUUGCGGCCUGCGCUGGUCCCGUGCGCCAGCCGCGCAGCCAUUGGCUGCCGGGCCGGGGCCGCUGUGUGCCGCCCCUCGCCAUUGGCUGCCGGGACAGAGCCGCCCCUCGCCAUUGGCUGCCGGAACAGAGCCGCCCCUCGCCAUUGGCUGCCGGGCCGGGGCCGCUGUGUGCCGCUCCUCGCCAUUGGCUGCCGGGACAGAGCCGCCCCUCGCCAUUGGCUGCCGGGCCGGGGCCGUUCUAUGCCGCUCCUCCCCAUUGGCCGCGGAUGCCGCUGUAGGCGCGCCGCCGCGCUCGUGCGAGGAUUACUGGGGGGAGUGGAAGCAUUGCCGCGGGCUGCGCCACGCCUUCCACCACUACUACGCGCACGGGGAGCUGCCGGAGUGCGGCCGCUGGCGGGAGGACUACGAGGCCUGCCGAGCCUGGGAGAGGGACCGCUCCCCCGCCGCGCAGGAAGCUUUGUGCAAGAGUGAAAGAGCUCGAGUUAUGGAAAAACAGAAAUAUGCUCCAGUGUGGAAGCUCAGGAAGAGCCCACCAUCUGACUGGUAUCUACCACUUGACCAUGACAAAUCAAAUUAACAAGACUGUUUUCUGUGUUUGGUCAUUAACAUAAUACACAAUUCAGAAUUAUGCUUUUUUUUUUCCCUUCUGCAUCAUCUUGAAGUUAUUCAACUGUACCUCUGCCGUACAAUACUUUAGCACUUACUCAAAAAUUCUGAAAUUUUAUUUAAACACUGAAUAUUUUUAAAGGGAGAUUUGAAGUGCUUAAUUUGGUUGUGGUCUUUUAGUGUUGACUUACAUAGCAGGAUUUCAUUUCAGCAGGCACUUUUCAAUUAAUGCAUACAUGCUCUAGCUAUGAAGGCCUCUUGCCCUACCAGCUGGCAUGAGCACUUCUGGAACAAGGUACCCACCCCAGGCCUGCCAAAUGGGGGGGGAAAAAACAAGGUGGGACUCUUUCUUGCUGGCUCAGGACAAUCCCUAGCACUGGCAUUUAAAGACAUUUCCCAGAAUCAGGGUUGUGGUGGUUGAAGAGCUUCUCACCUGUGGGCUGCACACCCUGGAACUGCUCUCCAGUGGUGCUGUGUGUUGUGGGACUAUUCAGAACUACUCAAAAAUAAAGGUUUAAACGAA